AUGGAGUUGUUAGGACGGAGGGUCCCAGAGGACAUCGAACCUGGGAGAUUGACGCAACAAUCUGGCCGGCAAACCAGCUCGACGCGACUUUAUACCAGGGUAGCAUUAGUUACACUGCUAACUCUAAUACCACAAUCAAUCGCACAAGACUGUAUGUCCUUAUCCGGCUCCUUGUUGUGUCCGGCAUUCCCAGAAGCUUCCAUCUCGACAACUAAUAGUAAGGUUGUUAGCUUUUUUCCUUUUCUUCAACGUGUUUCCAAUAUAACUACCUUUGAUGAGCAGCUAUUUAAUUACAUGACAACAAACUACGUGCAGGAAAAAUACCAAACGCUUUUUGGCUGCGAUAACGUUGAUCUUAAAAAUACUACAGAUCUAUAUGCGCGCUUCUCCACAACUGUUAUUUGCAACGCUAUAAUACAAAACUCUCGGGCUGCUUGCAGUUUAUCGGCUGCGGCAUCGCGGCCAGUCUGUGCAGAGACAUGUGCUCAGCAAGCUGAGAGUGAAUCCAUGAUAGUUGCUAAUCGCAAUCUUUGUGUAUCACCGGGAAAUAACUCCGACACCGAAAUCAGGGCCGACUUCACAAACUGCGCUCUCCCUGCAAACUCAUUGGCAAGCUCUUGCAUUGAGGGCAUUCAAAAUGAACCAAACAACUGUGGUUUCGGAAAUAGCACUAUCGGUUUGUGUCAGUACUGUGCUUCAGGAGGUCUCAAUAGCACAGACACUUGUUGCUAUACUUCAGAUGCCCAAAAAAAAUGUGCAAACGUCAUUCUUCCAUCCAUCACAGGCUUUGUAACUUUCACAGCUCCAGUACCAAGUCUUGCUCAAACCUCCAAACCAUCUGCAACAGGUUUACCACCAGAUGCCGCUAUAUCUAAGCUUUCGCACGGGGCAAUUGCAGGAAUUGCCAUUGGCUCCAUUUUGGGACUCGCAUCCUUUGGUGCACUAAUAUUUUUGUUCAUUUCAUGUCUUCAACGAAGAAGAUCUUCCCUUGCUGGAAGUAUAUUCAAUCAACCAUCUCCCUCGAGAUUCAACCAUGAUUCUCGAUCAUCAAGAAAACGACAAUUAAGUAUGACCAAUAACCCCAUUACUCGAGCACCAGAGGGCUACGAAAUACUUCCAGGUGGCCGAAUUGCCCGUAUGUCAGCAUUGGAAAGUCAUUCUAACGCGCAAGCCAAGAAGGGUUCGGAUUUAGGCAUUUCCGUGGAAUCAGCUGGCCACGCCAAGAGGAAUCGACCAUGCUCGGAAGCAGUCAGCAUAAAGUCUAAUUCUGCCAUAAGAGCAUUACGUCCUCCACAAACCAGUCGCCGGACCGGUUCUCUCUCCAGCAACUCAGCCCUAGGUUUGGAUGAAGUGAAUUCUCAAACACACAGUAGCAAGGGAGAUAGAUCUUCAGCACAUGGUCUUGCUAGUCAACAGUCCGAGCAGCUACCUUUUUUUAAAGAUUAUUACUCUCUUGAUGAAAUUCGACCUGGUGACUUAGUGGCUACUCUUUGGGCUUACCAACCUCGUGCCAGCGACGAAUUUACUCUAGAAAGGGGAGACAUGCUCAAGGUACAAGGAAUUUGGGACGACGGAUGGGCUACCGGUAUUAUGAUAGAUGAAAGGGCUGAACAAUGGGUCCCUAAACAUAAUGCCCGAAGAGAUAGUGGUGUUUCACAUACUUUUUCUCGGAAAGAUGACUCUUCAAAUGUGAGUAGUGAGAUUAAAGCAUUUCCAUUAGUCUGUGUCUGUCUACCAGAACAUUGGAAGAAGACAAUAGAGGGGGAUGGUUCCACCGAGGCCCGAUCAAGUUUGCAGGGCGCUGGGGCCCUAUCUUGA
Messenger RNA from Blumeria graminis f. sp. triticale, 1818 nucleotides. The record is from the annotation of a GenBank genome assembly. Lineage: Eukaryota; Fungi; Ascomycota; Leotiomycetes; Helotiales; Erysiphaceae.